Messenger RNA from Panonychus citri (citrus red mite), 2491 nucleotides. RefSeq lists its product as uncharacterized. Lineage: Eukaryota; Metazoa; Arthropoda; Arachnida; Trombidiformes; Tetranychidae. The transcript is spliced from 5 exons. Gene Ontology annotation, biological process: protein ubiquitination. Bases 629 to 2491 code for a protein of 620 amino acids. Gene Ontology annotation, cellular component: CCR4-NOT complex. Gene Ontology annotation, molecular function: ubiquitin-protein transferase activity; metal ion binding; RNA binding. The record is from RefSeq and is a predicted model, not a curated record.
AAAUCUCUUAUUCUCUCUUUUCAUUCAUUCAGUUUAUUAUUAUUAUCGUAUUAUUAUUAUAUUAUUAUUAUUAUUAUUAUUCUAUUAAAUUAAUCAUCGCCAAUUUGGAAUUAAAUAAAUUUGUUCAAUUAAAAUUCUAUUCUCAAUAAUAUUAAGUAACCUUUUCUUCAACCUCUCGGACCUUUUGUGCUUUUGUUUUUGUUGAUAUAAAGAAGAAUAAGAAGAAACCAUUUGGCUCUUUCUCUCUCUCUCUCUAUUCUCACACAAACAUCAAGGCUUUUUUUCACCAACACAACAACCAUUUGAUUAUAUACACAAAGUGAUCAAUUGACUUUGCUCUUUUUUUUCUUCUCUUCUCUAUUUUUUUCUCUCUUCCUUCUUGUUCUUCUCUUAAUCUCUAUCUUUCUCUCUCUAUUUCUCUCUAGCUCUCUAUCUAUCUCUUUUUCUCCCUCUGUCUGUUAUUCUCUAUCUUCUCUCUCUCUCUCUCUUCAUUCACCUUAAGGAUUUGAUUUUUGGUUAAUAUUCGCUUGUUUCCCUUUCAAGUGUCGAACAUUUUUUUUUGGUAAUUCGUUUUUGCUUGGAGAAGGAAGAAAAAUAAAUACAAGCCGAAAAUCAGGAAUCAUUAUCAAUGGACGAGAAUCAGUGCCCCUUGUGUUUGGAACCCAUAGAAGCUGAUGAUAUAGACUUUUUUCCUUGUCCAUGUGGCUAUCAAAUUUGUAGAUUUUGUUGGCACCGUUUGGCCAAUGAAGAGGAUAACAUUGAAACUGGUAAAAGUGGAAGAGGACUGUGUCCAGCCUGUAGACAAGAAUAUCCUGAAUCACCAGUUGGAUUUAACUCUAAUUUAACGAUUGAAGCAAUGUCAGAAUUGGUUAAAAACAAGAAGAAGAAAAAGAAACAAGCAAAUAAACAGAAAUUGAAUCAACAACAAGAAAGUAAAAAGACGGUCAAUCUGGUUAAGAAAGAAGAGAAAAAUCUGGCUGGUCUUCGGGUCGUGCAAAAAAAUUUAGUCUUCGUUAUUGGAAUACCAUCUAGAUUAUCUCAAGAAGAUUUGAGGAGGGAAUUUAGCAAAUUUGGAAAAAUUCAUAAAUUAGUGAUCGGUAGCAAUGGAAACAGUUUAGUUAACUCUGUUUACGUUACCUAUUCAAGGCCCGAGGAUGCGAUCAAAGCUAUUCAAACAUUAAAUCAGAGUAAUCAAUGUAAUGGAAAUAAUCAAAUAAUCAUUAACGGUCUAAAAGAUGUUAAAGGCUCCAAGAAAGGUGCUAAUCUUACCUUGCGAGCAAGUUUAGGGACUACAAAAUACUGUACUCAUUGGUUAAAGAACAUGCAAUGUCCCAAAUUACCUGAAUGUAUGUACCUACACGAACUGGCAGAUCCUGAGGCUUCAUUUACUAAAGAGGAAAUGCAACAAGGGAAACACACGGAAUAUGAAAAGAAGUUAAUUAACCAAUAUUUAAGUAGAAAAAGCGUAAAUGGUGCAUUGAAUCAAAGGUAUCCAACAUUACCACAGGACCACAACAAACAAGGGACAGUGGAUUUUGACGGUGAAUCUAAUGAAAUGUGUAAUUAUGUUAGAGAUGAUAUUGGAUCUUAUGAAUCAAAUUGUUCCAAUGAAGGAGAUAGUGGAACCUUUAACAUCGAUCGUAGGGAUGACUGUGGAAACCAAAAUUCACUCGAUGAAAUAAUUGGAAUUAGUAGUGAUAGUAGCACCAGCUUUUCAACCUGUUCUUCGGGCAAUUCAUUACCACAUCCUCAUAUUUCCUCUUUAGAGGAAGAAGAACAAGAGGAAGAUGAAGGAUCCGGAAAAGAGAAUCGUUGUAAAUCACCAGGUGAUGAAUCGAUGCCUCCAAAUUCACCAGGAACUAGUAUUGAGGAUGAUGGUCUUGAUUUUGAUCCAAUAACCAUAUCCACUAAUGGAUUAGAAGAUUUAAUCAGAAAUCAUCCAUAUGAGGAUAAUGUUUCUUGUUUAGGGAUGAGUCAAUCAAUUCCAGUGUCCACCGGUUAUUCUCAGUCCGUCAACUAUCCAUCACCCUCCAUGUUAUCUCGAUCCACAAUGAGGGAUGAUCAGCUUACUCAGGAACACAUAUCCUGGCGCAAUUCAUUAAAAGCACUUCUACCCAAUGUCAAUAUCACCUUCGCUGGAAGCUCAACAUCAGCUUCUCCCAACUACUUUAAGCCUCCCGCCCAGACGCAACAACAACAACAACAAACACAACAGCAACCACAACACCACCAGCAACAAAUUCCGUUUGUUCAUGCACCCUCUCAAAUAACGCCUUGGUUCCAACAAAACUCUCAACAUCACCAACAUCCAACGCAGCAUCAGGUUCACCCAACCCACGCGAAUCCAUUUUCAAUCACAAACGGUCUACAAAAUUGUCAGCACCCAAUGGCUAGAACACAUCAAGGAUUCAUAGCCAGACCAGUGAUUCGUCAGAAACAACCUCCUCCGGUUUCUCAAAUUUUGAUUGAAAUUCUAAAAUAUAUCAAUUAA